Molecule: messenger RNA, 6163 nt
Organism: Vombatus ursinus (common wombat)
Lineage: Eukaryota; Metazoa; Chordata; Mammalia; Diprotodontia; Vombatidae
Gene: MGAM
Product: maltase-glucoamylase
Exons: 51
Biological process (GO): carbohydrate metabolic process
Molecular function (GO): carbohydrate binding; alpha-1,4-glucosidase activity
Source: RefSeq, a predicted model, not a curated record
AUGGCGAAGAAGACUUUCAGCAAAUUGGAGAUAAUCCUUAGUGUUCUGCUCGUGGCAUUGUUCAUCAUCUCUGUUGUCCUGAUUGUGCUUUUAGCUACAAAUACUCUGGAAGCUAGCACUACUUCAAGUCCUGAGACAACAAGGACAGCCUCUACUUCCACGACUUUAACUCCAGUAUGCCAUGCAGUAAACCUGUCGGAAAGGAUCAACUGCAUCCCUGAUCAAACACCAACACAGGCCGCAUGUAACCAGCGUGGUUGUUGCUGGAGCCCUGAGGGACCAGUAAAUAUGCCCUGGUGCUACUUCUCAAAGCAGUAUGGCUAUCAGGUAGAAGGUAGUGCAAACACCAGAGCAGGGUUCACAGCCCAGUUGAGCAGACUGCCUACCCGCUCAAUGUUUGGAAGUGAUAUUGCCAGUGUCAUCCUUGAAGCAGAAUACCAGACAUCCAAUCGUUUCCACUUCAAGAUCAGUGACCCCAGUGAUGCCAGAUAUGAGGUCCCUCAUGAACACGUCCAGCCAUUUACUGGAAACGCAGCUAAUAAUUUGAACUAUCGUGUGGACAUUGAAAAAGAGCCAUUUAGCAUCAAAGUUAUUCGGAAAAGCAACAACCGUGUUUUAUUUGACAGUGGUAUUGGGCCCCUCCAGUUUGCUCAGCAGUACCUGCAGCUCUCCAUCCAGCUACCCAGUGCUAAUGUGUAUGGCCUAGGGGAGCAUGUGCACCAGCAGUACCGCCAUGAUAUGGAUUGGAAGACCUGGCCCAUCUUCUCUCGGGACAAUACUCCUAAUGAUGGCAUGACUAACUUGUAUGGAGCUCAGACGUUUUUCUUGUGCCUUGAAGAUACAAGUGGACUAUCCUUUGGAGUUUUUCUGAUGAACAGCAAUGCCAUGGAGGUUGCCCUUCAACCUGCCCCAGCAAUCACUUACCGAGUCACUGGGGGUGUUCUGGACUUUUAUGUCUUCUUAGGGAACACUCCAGAAGAGGUUGUUUGGGAAUACCUUGAGCUUAUUGGAAGGCCACUCUUACCAUCGUAUUGGACUCUUGGAUUUCAUCUCAGUCGUUGGGUGUACGGAGGUUUGGAUGGAAUGAAGGAAGUUGUGGAGAGAAACCGAGCUGCUCAGCUGCCUUGUGAUGUUCAGUACUCUGAUAUUGACUACAUGGAUGAGAAGAAGGACUUCACUUAUGAUAAAGUACUAUUUAGGGACCUACCUGAGUUUGCUAAAGAUUUACACAACCACGGACAGAAAUAUGUCAUUAUUAUGGAUCCAGCCAUUGCCACUGACUCUCCCAACUAUGGCCCUUAUAUCCGGGGCUCAGACAUGAAGAUAUGGGUCAAUGCAUCAGAUGGAGUGACACCACUCAUUGGGAAGGUAUGGCCAGGUAAGACGGUCUUUCCAGACUAUACCAACCCAAAGUGUGCCCAGUGGUGGGCAGAGGAAUUCAGACUUUUCUACGAUGAGAUAAAGUUUGAUGGAAUCUGGAUUGAUAUGAACGAACCCUCCAACUUUGAUGAUGGUUCAUCUACAGAAUGCUUAUAUAGUAACCUGAACUAUCCCCCAUUUACUCCUAGAAUACUAGACCACUUUCUGCCUGCCAAGACCCUUUGCAUGGAUGCAGUUCAGCACUGGGGCAAACACUAUGAUGUCCACAAUCUGUAUGGCUACUCCAUGGCAAUUGCAACAGAAGAGGCUGUAAAAACAGUCUUCCCUAAUAAAAGAAGCUUUAUUGUGACACGCUCAACUUUUGCUGGGUCGGGCAAAUUUGCAGCUCAUUGGCUGGGGGACAACGCAGCCACGUGGAAUGACCUUCGUUGGUCUAUACCUGGCAUGCUUGAGUUCAACCUGUUUGGUAUCCCUAUGGUGGGCCCUGACAUCUGUGGUUAUGCUAAUGAUGCCUCAGAAGAACUAUGCAGGCGGUGGAUGCAGCUUGGGGCAUUUUAUCCAUUUUCAAGGAAUCACAAUGGUCAAGGGUAUAAGGACCAGGAUCCUGCUGCAUUUGGAGAAGAUUCUCUUCUUUUGAAUACCUCCAGACACUAUCUGAACAUCCGUUAUACUCUGCUGCCAUAUCUCUAUACCCUCUUUUUCAGAGCUCACACUAGGGGGGACACUGUAGCCCGGCCUCUUCUACAUGAGUUCUAUAAUGACAAUUAUACUUGGGAUGUAUAUAGACAGUUUCUGUGGGGGCCUGGACUUCUCAUCACUCCUGUUCUGGAUGAGGGGGCUAGGAACGUGACAGCAUAUAUGCCUGAUGCUAUCUGGUAUGACUAUGAAACUGGUAACCAAACAUCGUGGAGAAAAGAAAAUGUUGAGAUGUUACUCCCACCAGACAAAAUUGGACUCCAUCUUCGAGGGGGAUAUAUUUUCCCCACGCAGCAGCCAGCCAUCACCACAGUAGCCAGCCGAAAGAAUCCUCUUGGUCUUAUCAUUGCCCUCGAUGACAAUAAGAAAGCUAGAGGAGAACUUUUUUGGGAUGAUGGAGAAACUAAAGGUACUAUAGAGAGUGGUGCCUACAUCUUGCAUGAGUUUUUGUUCACCCAAAACCAUUUGGAUGUGAAGGUUUUGCAUCAAUCUGACAUUAAUGCAAAUAAUUUAGCAUUUAAGGAGAUUAAAAUCCUUGGGACAGAGGAACCUACCAACAUCAGUGUGAAGAAGAAUAAUGUUCUCAUUGAAUCUUCUCCUAAUGUCACUUACAUUGAAAAUCUAAAGGUUGCCAUCAUCUCAGGGCUUGAACUUUCCUUGGGAGGAGAAUACACUGUGGAAUGGAGUUUCAAAUUCAGAGAUGUAGACAAAAUAGACUGUUAUCCUGAGGACCAGGCAGUCUCUGAAGAAAACUGCAAAGCUCGUGGCUGUGCCUGGGAGUUGCCCAGUUCUCCAGGAGUUCCUAGCUGCUAUGUCACCAAUUUCUUCUACUCUGUCAGUAACAUUCAGUACAACCCAACGGGCAUUACUGCUGAUCUCUUCUUAGAUUCAGCUCUCUAUCCUCCCAGCCUGCCCUCUACCCCCGUGAAUCCUCUCCGUUUGAAUGUCACCUACCAUAAGAAUGAUAUGCUGCAGUUUAAGAUCUAUGAUGCCAAUAGCAAAAGGUAUGAGGUCCCAGUGCCCCUCAACAUCCCUAGCUCUCCCUCUGACACCUCUGAGAAUCGGCUUUAUGACGUUUUCAUAAAGAGCAAUCCUUUUGGGAUUGAGAUCAAACGUCGGAGCACUGGCACAACAAUUUGGGAUUCUCAGAUCCCUGGCUUCACCUUUAAUGACAUGUUCCUACGCAUCUCUAACCGCCUCCCAUCCCAGUACAUCUAUGGCUUUGGGGAAACAGAGCACACGACAUUCCGGAGAAAUAUGAACUGGCACACAUGGGGAAUGUUUGCGCGAGACCAGCCCCCAGGGUACAAGAAGAAUUCCUAUGGUGUGCACCCCUAUUACAUGGGCCUGGAGGAGGAUGGCAAUGCCCAUGGGGUCCUCCUGCUCAAUAGCAAUGCCAUGGAUGUGACUUUCCAGCCCACCCCUGCACUGACAUAUCGUACUGUGGGAGGUAUUCUGGACUUUUACAUGGUUUUGGGGCCAACCCCAGAGCUCGUCACUCAGCAGUACACAGAGUUGGUUGGGCGGCCAGUGAUGACACCUUACUGGGCCUUAGGGUUCCAACUUUGUCGCUAUGGAUACCAGAAUGAUGCUGAAAUUGCUGAACUUUAUGAUGCUAUGGUGGCAGCCCAGAUCCCUUAUGAUGUGCAGUAUGCAGACAUUGAUUACAUGGAGCGGCAGUUGGACUUUACUCUCAGCCCCAAGUUUGCUGGCUUUCCCAAUCUGAUCAAUCAAAUGAAAGCAGCUGGGAUGCGAGUCAUCCUUAUUCUGGACCCAGCCAUUUCUGGCAACGAGACCCAGCCAUAUCCUGCAUUCACUCGUGGACUCCAGGAUAAUGUGUUCAUCAAAUGGCCAGAUGACAGCGACAUUGUCUGGGGAAAGGUCUGGCCAGAUUUGCCCAAUGUCAUUGUCAAUUCAUCUAUUGAUUGGGACAUUCAAGUGGAGAUAUACAGAGCUCACGUUGCCUUCCCAGACUUUUUCCGUAAUUCAACAGUCACGUGGUGGAAGCGGGAAUUGCUAGAACUCUACAGCAAUCCCAAUGAGCCACAGAAGAGCCUGAAAUAUGAUGGAAUGUGGAUUGACAUGAAUGAACCAGCAAGCUUUGUGAAUGGAGCAGUUCCUCCAGGCUGUAUGAGUACCAUGCUUAACCAUCCUCCAUAUAUACCCUAUCUGGAAUCAAGAGACAGAGGCCUGAGCAGUAAGACCCUGUGCAUGGAAAGUCAGCAGUUCCUGCCUGAUGGAAGCCCAGUGAGGCACUAUGACGUGCACAAUCUCUAUGGCUGGUCCCAGACAAAGCCCACAUAUGAGGCUGUGCAGGAGGCCACAGGAGAGAGAGGAAUCGUGAUCACUCGCUCAACCUUUCCCUCCUCGGGACGCUGGGCAGGACAUUGGCUGGGAGACAACACGGCAGCAUGGGACCAGCUCUAUAAAUCCAUUAUUGGCAUGAUGGAGUUCAGUCUCUUUGGAAUAUCCUAUACAGGAGCUGAUAUCUGUGGGUUCUUUCAAGAUGCUGAGUUUGAGAUGUGUGCUCGCUGGAUGCAGCUGGGAGCCUUUUACCCUUUCUCUAGGAACCACAAUACACUUGGGCCCAGGAGACAGGAUCCAGUGUCUUGGAAUUCUACCUUCGAGGAUCUCUCAAGGAGUGUCCUUCAGAUAAGAUAUACCCUCUUGCCAUAUCUCUACACCCUCAUGCACAAGGCUCAUGUUGAUGGCAGCACUGUUAUCCGGCCGCUUCUCCAUGAGUUUGUAGAAGACAGUAAAACUUGGGACAUAUUCCAUCAGUUCUUGUGGGGACCAGCCUUCUUAAUCAGCCCUGUCCUGGAACCUAAUGCCAGGCAGGUGUCUGCCUACUUCCCCAAAGAUCCCUGGUAUGAUUACUACUCGGGCUCAGAUAUUGGAGUGAGGGGAGAGUGGAAGGACCUGCCAGCUCCUCUUGACCACAUCAAUCUCCAUGUCCGUGGAGGCUACAUCCUUCCAUGGCAAGAACCUGCUAAUAAUACCCACUAUAGCCGGAGAAAUUCCCUGGGUCUUAUUGUGGCUUUAUCAGACAAUGGAGUAGCUGAAGGAGAAUUUUUCUGGGAUGAUGGACAAAGCAUCGAUACCUAUGAACAGGGGAAUUACUAUUUCUCAACAUUUUCUGCUAGUCAGAAUCACCUAGAUGUGAAGGUUUUACAUCAGAAUUACAGAGAUCCAAAUAACUUAGCAUUUAAAGAGAUCAAAAUCUUUGGGCAGAAUUUCCAACCAUUUCGAGUUACUGUGAAAGAGAAUAACAUUCCAAUCCAAUCUGAUGCUAAAAUCAAGUAUGAUCCUGCAACAAAGGUGCUUCACAUCACAGGACUUUAUCUUGAACUGGGGAAGCAGUAUACAGUGGAGUGGUCCACAGAUUUCAUAGACACAGAAAAAUUUGACUGCUAUCCUGAUGCAGAUGGUUCUAAUGAAGAAAACUGUAAUUUGCGUGACUGUGCCUGGGAGCCAACCAAUUCUCCAGGAGUCCCUUAUUGCUAUAUCACCAAAUAUUAUUAUACGGCCAGUAAUAUUCAGAAGAGACCAGAGGGCCUAACAGCAGACAUCUCCCGAAAUGUGGAGGUCAACCACUACCCUUCCACGCCCAUUAACCACCUCCGAUUGGAUGUGACAUUCCAUAAAGAUGACAUGCUACAGUUUAAGAUCUAUGAUGCCAACAAUAAAAGGUAUGAAGUCCCAGUGUCCUUAAAUAUUCCAAGUGCCCCCGUCAUCCAACCUGAAAAUCUUCUCUAUGAUGUGACCAUCAAGGAAAACCCAUUUGGAAUUGAGAUCCGCCGAAAAAGCACAGGCACUGUGAUUUGGGAUUCCCAGGUCCCUGGCUUUACCUUUAAUGACAUGUUCCUACGUAUCUCCACCCGCCUCCCAUCUCAGUACAUCUAUGGCUUUGGAGAAACUGAGCACAUGACAUUCCGGAGGAACCUGAACUGGCACACAUGGGGAAUGUUUGCUCGAGACCAGCCCCCAGGGUAUAAGAUGAAUUCCUAUGGUGUGCACCCCUAUUACAUGGGUCUGGAAGAGGAUGGCAAUGCCCAUGGAGUGCUCCUGCUCAACAGCAAUGCCAUGG